This is a messenger RNA of Galendromus occidentalis (western predatory mite), 1567 nucleotides long. RefSeq lists its product as uncharacterized. The record is from RefSeq and is a predicted model, not a curated record. Bases 450 to 1244 code for a protein of 264 amino acids. The transcript has 5 exons. Lineage: Eukaryota; Metazoa; Arthropoda; Arachnida; Mesostigmata; Phytoseiidae. Gene Ontology annotation, molecular function: DNA binding.
GAGGGAGUUAUACCUCUUAGUCGCGACUCCUCGCGCCCGAUUCCCCCACUGUUCCUCGGGAGCGUACCCGUCGAGGUCUCCUCGCUCUGCUCCCGGACGAUCCGGAAAUCUUCGUCACCCUAAAGGGGAAUCGGGACAAGACUCGCAGGCGACCGUCGCGGUGACAGUCCGGAGUCACUCUCCUAGCCGAUACGCUCCACUCGCGGAGCGCUCCCCCUCUCAUGCAAUCGCUUUUGCUGACGCACUCACGCGCCAGAGCCUCGGAUCCUUACCCACAGUUCGAACGUUGGCUGUAGCGACGAUCCCUGGCUUCACCCUGUCCAACCUCGAACUAUGCUCAGCUUUGACAAGGACCCUCCGACCGGGAGAUUCCAGGUGAUGAAGGAGUCCGUGAGUUGAUUCGCGGGUUCGGUGAAUAGCCGGAGCUGAUCGACGGUAAGAGGAACAACAUGAUGCCGGACUGGGUCCAGCAUCACGGAGGCAUCUGGGGCUUGUUCAGCCGGAGAAUCCGUGCAGAGGUCUGGCACCUUGUCUUCGUCUUGUUGAUCAUGCCCUUGCAAGUGUUCGUUUCUUACGAGAUUGCGCGAGCCAUGGAUCCGAGCUCGAGUCCCGAAGACCGCUUCCCCGGUCGCAUAUUCUCCGACCAUUGCUCUACCUUGAUCUCACUCGAGUUGUGGCGUCGGCUGUAUCUGCAACGCAUCAAGUUGGGACUGAUCGACGGAUCUCCCGGGGCCCUCUAUCCGGAAACGUUCGAUCCAAUGGGAGAGUGUCCCGCAGCAGAAGUAAUGAAACUGCGCUACCCAGAGGGCCAUUACGGGCAGUCUCACAAACCUCGCAAUAACAGCGUGGUCCUCGAAUUUCGCAGGAACGGAGUGAAAUUCCGGGUGGGGAACAUGGUGCAGCAUCAAAUCCAAGGUUAUAGGGGGGUCAUCGUCGGAUGGGAUCUGACGGCCAAGGCACCCGAGCACUGGUUCAAAGCUUUAUACGAUUCAGAUGAAGUGGUGGCGGACCACAUCAGAGCCGAGCCGCACUACGCCGUGCUUGUCGACAUCAGGGAUCUUCCGGAGCCACAAAUGAUAUAUGUUCCGCAAUAUCUUCUCAUUCGGCAUCAUGUUCGCCUGUCGCUGGAUAACGCGGCCUUUCACCAAAUAGUACAUCCCGCCACAAUCAGCUACUUCAGUGAAUUCAAUGGCCGCAAUUACGUUCCGCAACCCUGGCUCCGAGCUCUCUACCCCAAAGACUGACCGAGACUCGCAGACACUCGUCGUCCAAAUCGAGCACGCUUUGUCACUUGUCCUAGGAGUAUUCCGCAGAUAUCUUGCGGAGGCUGCGUCUGGUCAGAUUCCUACUGGUCGUCUCGGCGGAGAUAUCGGACCGUAGUCAGAAUCGGAGACUAUUUUCAUGUUUCGUAGACGCCGUCACUUGCGCGGAUCUGGACCAUAUUUCGCCGUUCGGAGAUGGACCGAGUGAGGACCCGGAGCUGGGGUUUGAAAAUUUCGUUGCGGAAACUGUCCCCAACUGACGGCGCGACAUCUGCCCUACGCUCGGACAGCAUGCACUUGGAGAG